This is a messenger RNA of Colletotrichum paranaense, 1350 nucleotides long. Its product is annotated as heterokaryon incompatibility protein. The record is from RefSeq and is a predicted model, not a curated record. The transcript has a single exon. NCBI's taxonomy places the organism in Eukaryota, Fungi, Ascomycota, Sordariomycetes, Glomerellales, Glomerellaceae. Bases 1 to 1350 code for a protein of 449 amino acids.
AUGACUCAAGGGCGAAGUUCUGAACAGAGCUGGCAGGUGAAGCUGCAACAAACAAAUGCAUGGAUCCAUCAUUGCCUCAACAACCAUCAAUGCAGUGGUGGACUAGCAGCCAAGACAUUUCAAGAAGACCAUGAAAAUGUAGUUGGUGGCAAAAAUGAGAAACAUUCAGAAAAAGGUGAAAGCUCAGGCGCGAGUCUUCAAAAAACUCCAUUUCUUGAGGUUCACCGCCAGAUCUCAAAAUCACCUCGAAGAGUCCUUGACCUUCGACAGUUUGGUUCAGAGAAACGGCUGCGUCUCAUGGAUUCUAUGGCGGAUUGUGGUGUUUAUGCCUGUCUGAGCUAUACAUGGGGUCGACAAAAUACGGCUGUGACAACAACACAGAAUCUUCAUGAUCGCCUAGACGACCUCCCGUUCGACAGUCUUCCCCAAACAUACAAGGACGCCGUCACGGUUACUGCAUUCUUGGAUAUUCCCUUUUUGUGGAUUGACGGUCUUUGUAUCAUUCAAGGCGAUACCGACUCAAAAGACUGGGCCGAGCAGUCUUCACAGAUGGCGGAAAUCUACGGAAACGCAAUUCUGGUGAUUGCGGCUGCUGAAUCCAAUAGUGUUGAGGAAGGCUUCCUCUCUACACCACAGCUGCCACGAGAACUCGUCAAAUUCCAAUCUUCGGCAUUGGGAAGUCUGGAGAAUGGGAGCGAAGGAACUGGCUUGAGCGUGUUUGCCAGAGCUAUGCUGGACCACAGUUGGCUUGGCUGGCCCACAUUGGCGGAACCAAAAUCCCACGGGACACUGAGCCGCAGCUGGUGUUUCCAAGAGGAUGUCCUUGCAUCUCGACUCCUCACCUUUUUUGGAGGCGAGAUGAACUUCCAAUGUCUUGAAGACGAAUACCGAUGCGAAUGUGUAUUCCCCGCCGCACCCCUGGGUCUUGUCACGAUCAAGGAGCUGUACGAGCCUCGCUUGGAACUAGGCGAUAUGGAAACUCCAAAUUGGAUGUGGCAGAGUACCGUGGAGCACUACACCCGACGGAAGCUGACGGUGGCCACCGAUAGGCUUACUGCACUAUCUGGAGUCGCCCGGGUCGUGCAGUCAAGUCUCCGCACAAAGUACGCUGCCGGUCACUGGCUAGAUCGCGACUUUCUGUGCAGCUUGUGUUGGGCGCCUGUAAGAAACAGGGAAACCGAGCGUACCUACUCACAAGAUUACGUUGCUCCGUCGUGGUCUUGGGCUGCCCAUAACGGACCUAUCACCAUGUGGAUCCCUUAUGGCGGUUCGGAAGAGCCAGUCACUCCGCGCUUCCUCAGUAAAACCGUUGUCCGCAAUGUCGGCAUCAUCCCAGCAACAGAAGAUUAA